Molecule: messenger RNA, 2394 nt
Organism: Malaya genurostris
Lineage: Eukaryota; Metazoa; Arthropoda; Insecta; Diptera; Culicidae
Product: minor histocompatibility antigen H13
Exons: 3
Coding region: 213-1415 (400 amino acids)
Biological process (GO): membrane protein proteolysis
Cellular component (GO): membrane; cytoplasmic side of endoplasmic reticulum membrane; lumenal side of endoplasmic reticulum membrane
Molecular function (GO): aspartic endopeptidase activity, intramembrane cleaving
Source: RefSeq, a predicted model, not a curated record
UGGCAAAUCCGAUUGACACGCAGUCAGAAAACGUCGAAACGCGAGUCUUUCGUGUUUUCACGUUAAAUAAACUUUUAUUUCAAUCUUUUUGCCGCCGUAUUAAGUUUUUCAACAAAUUGUACAUAACUAAGCACUUGUAGGCAAUUGAAGACGUGUCCUGUUUCAUUUUGUAAAGAAGAUCUCUGAAUUUUUCUUCGAUUCGACGAACAGAGAUGUCCGAGGUUGUAGAGGAACUAGUUCAGCAAGUGCAGGAAAAUCUGACUGAAAGCGCCAACUCGGCAGCAACUAAUGGCACUGCAAAAGUUCCUUCCACGCCGGAAGGUAUGGCCCUGGCGUACGGAACGUUAGUGGCAAUGGCCAUGUUGCCGAUUUUCUUCGGUUCGAUACGCUCUGUUAAGCACCAUAAGGAACAGACGAGUACUUUCCAGAAGACAGGUGAAAAACCCGACACGAUGACCUCCAAGGACGCAAUGAUGUUUCCAAUAAUGGCUUCCUGUGCACUGUUUGGAUUGUACAUGUUUUUCAAGAUUUUUUCUAAAGAUAACAUCAACUUCCUGCUGACUGGCUACUUCUUUUUCCUUGGUGUGAUGGCGCUAUCGCAUCUGUUAAGUCCAGUCAUCAGCUCCCUGAUUCCGGCGGCCAUUCCGAAAAUUCCGUAUCACCUGUCGUUUAUACAAGGUCCAACGGAGGGUGUAAAGGGCGACAAAAAGACCUAUUUGAUCGACUACAAGUUCACUACGCACGACGUUGUCUGCUUCAUCAUUUCGUUGAUCAUAGGAAUUUGGUACCUGAUGCAAAAGCACUGGAUUGCCAACAAUUUACUAGGGCUGGCCUUUGCUGUAAAUGGCGUGGAACUGCUGCAUUUGAACAACAUUGUAACCGGUUGUAUUCUGCUAAGCGGACUGUUUUUCUACGACAUAUUUUGGGUGUUUGGAACAAACGUGAUGGUCACCGUGGCUAAAUCUUUCGAAGCUCCGAUCAAACUGGUAUUUCCCCAGGAUCUUAUUACCAAUGGAUUAUCGGCGUCAAAUUUUGCUGUUCUCGGUUUGGGAGAUAUUGUGAUUCCGGGAAUAUUCAUCGCUCUUCUGCUGCGCUUUGACAAUAGUCUGAAGCGGAAAAGUAAUCUAUAUUUUUAUGCUACAUUCACGGCGUACUUUUUCGGUUUGUUGGCAACCAUCUUCGUGAUGCAUGUGUUCAAGCAUGCCCAACCUGCGCUGCUCUAUCUGGUGCCCGCUUGCCUUGGAACACCACUGCUGCUGGCACUUCUGAAGGGUGACAUCAAGAAGUUGUUUGCCUAUGAGGAUCACCCAGAAGAGAAAACCAAGGACACAAAGAAAUCUGACAAGUCGUCCGGCGAUGAAAGCACCAAAACGAAAAAGGAAAACAAGAAAAAAGAAUCUAAGAAAGUAAAAUAAGUUGCUUCUGAUGUACUGCCACAUAAUGCAAAAGAUAACACGUUGCGUGUUUGAGUAUUUAUCAACUGUUUAUAACAGUACAUUAAUGUCUGCUCACAGCCAAGCAGAGCUGCUUCCAUAAAUGUCAUGAAGAAUGUUUCCUCGACACGACAGAAGCCACAACUUCCAACACACAUACACACGCACAUUCAUGAAAAUAGUUCCGCUUCCUGUUCUGACUUAUUACUGCGCUAUUUAGAGAAUUUCUAGACCAAUCAAUAUUUCCCUUUCCUAUCCAGUAUUCGCUAGGAGCAAACAAUUUGAAUUGAAAUAGUGUUCUGUCUACACAGGGCCAUGAAGGGCCGCAAUCUGCUCAAACAAACUCUGAUAGAAAGUGACAUUAAAAUAAAAUCAAAUUUAAAUCAAACUAAACAGAAGUAUGUCGACCAGAUGUACAAAUAAAUAAAGAAUGUGAACGCAGCUGUUUGGUGGUCCAAAACAAUCUCUCGAAUGAGGAGAAAACGCGUACUAUUUUAACCUGUUCAAGGAAAAUAAUAAGAAAAAGAGCUUUUAUUGUGAUCCUUUUUUUGAGAGAGAGAUAAAUAAUUAUAGUUCUAAUCUGCACAAUAUACAUUAAGCUGUACUUAUGGUAUGGCCGUGUCCUUUAGUAUAAUUCUUUGCUUAUGUUUUUGCUAAGUUUGCGACUGACAAAUUUAUUUUUAUCAUACAUACACAUGCUAGUGAUAUUUGCUUCGUUAGGGUGAGAAACAUUUGAAGAGCUAACCACACAACAACAACAAAAAACUAACAUGGAACUUUCAGUUUUAUGUUUCAAGGCUCACUUUCGUUGGAAGUAAUUUUCUUGAGGAAUACAGGAAACAAUUUGAAAUAUUUUUUUUUAAAAUAAUGCAAUUUUAAAGCGAAAAAUAAAACAUUGCUAAAAAGGGAAAUAAGUUAAAAUAAAUAGAAUGCUGCAUUGAAAGCAGAUUAUGAUUAUAAA